Molecule: messenger RNA, 1086 nt
Organism: Exophiala spinifera
Lineage: Eukaryota; Fungi; Ascomycota; Eurotiomycetes; Chaetothyriales; Herpotrichiellaceae
Exons: 2
Coding region: 1-1086 (361 amino acids)
Cellular component (GO): nucleus
Source: RefSeq, a predicted model, not a curated record
AUGAGCAGGGCGAAAAUUCGCGACCUGAUUCGAGCUACAGAGCGUUUGGCUGUUAAGGAUUGGCUUGCGGAGCUCUUUGAACUGGAAGGGUCUCUGUCGGCAUGGCUUCUGCGUCUGCCCAACUGCUUCAAAUACUCGAAAAGAACCCUAUAUGAGCAGUUAAUUAUCAACCGACAGCCGAUCUAUGUCUUUGUGUAUGCACUAUAUCAUCAAUGCAGACUUGUUCUGCAUUCGUCACUGGUCCCACAAUUCAGCGGCGUCCGACUAUACGAAACUCUGCCCACUGAAGCAACAAGUCUCAGCGCUCGUAUAGCCUUGAAGAGCGCCGGAGGCCUGUCAGAGCUAGGCUCUGAUCUACUGGCACUCGACUGGGAUCCAGCCCAAACUCCGGCUUUUGUUGGGUACUGCAUGUAUGUUUCGGCUUCGAUACACAUAACCCUUCUCUCCUCCACCGAUACCGCCCUUGCAGCAAUUGCACAGAAGAACCUGAUUUGCAAUCUGAAGUUACUCAAGUCGAUGAAGCCGUACUGGACAAACUUAGAGCGGCUGUGGAUUCGUAUCAAUAUGCUCUACAACGCUCAGACAGUGAGACUUGGAGUUUCCUCGACUCAUCUGACUGGGGGCGCUGUUGACUCAGAAGCGCAAUCUAAUGGUCUCGACCAACUUGCGGGCCAGCCCCGCGAGACCGGGCAACUGUCUGAACCGCUGGCUGAUUCGGUCUUGCAGUAUACCCUCCGGCGACUAAAACCAGGGUCCAAUGUAUCUCCAUCUUCGUUACGAGAUCUCGAAGCCAGCACCGACGCCGAGGUAUUGAACUCACUUCUGGGAGACCAUGCCACUCUGCCAGCGCAUGUCGUGGACAACGGUCGAGGACCUCCUGAUCGCCAGCCCCUACCUGCGACACUGGAAGGUUACAAUACUGCCAUUGACCCUACCCCUCCACAAGGAUCUGAGACGUUAAUGAGAAGUCCUGUUGUACCGGCUUUGCAGGGAAUCAACUAUGAUUGGUGGCAUCUCGAUCUGGACAAUAUUCAACCACCAACUAUACCCUACGAUGACAUGUUCAAUCUGGAUUUUAACAUCUGA